Molecule: messenger RNA, 4256 nt
Organism: Phyllotreta striolata
Lineage: Eukaryota; Metazoa; Arthropoda; Insecta; Coleoptera; Chrysomelidae
Source: the annotation of a GenBank genome assembly
UCUAGCUUGUACUUGGAUUCUAGUUCUAGGAAAACGUUCCCUGAUUUUUCGUGAUUGAGAUUUCUGUUAAUGUCGUUGGUGUCGAAAUACACUACAGCGAAUUUAUUGGCUUCGAGGAAAUAGUCGUUGAAGUUGUCGCACAUUUUGAAGUAUUCGCUAGUGUUUUAUCGAAUCACACGAAAUAUUUCCUUUCUUUCAUGUUAAUUAAGAUAGAUUUUUAAGUCGCCCUGCAGCUCUUUUCCAUAUUAAAUAACAAUGCAUGUCCCACUUUCGUAAGUUUUGCGUUCGUAUAGAAACACUCUGGAUUUAUUUAACUGUAUAAUUUUACCACACGAAGUUACCACGAGCCGGAAUGCCAGAAAAUUCGUUAAACUUGUACAAAUAACAAUAUUAAUAGCGAUUUGGAAAAUUAAUAAUAACAAAAAUUUAUUCAUAAACAAAGAUGACAGUGACUACUUCAAUAAUGACAUUGACAAACGUCAAAGAUGUCAAGUAAACGUAGCUAACUUCGCACGGUUAAAAUGAGGCUACUUCAAUAUAUGCAACACACAUUACAUAACACACAGGAAACCAUCGAUACUAUUAUUACAUUUUAAUUAUUAUUUAAUUGUUUCUAAAUGACUUCUUAGUAAGUAGUAAAUUAUUCUGGAGUAAGUAAUUUGUGGUUUAGUUUAUGGUUGAAAUUAUUUCUUAAAUCUUGUCCCACUCUUCAAUCUUGAGCGGUUUGCAUUGCACCACUCUCCCGUUGUUGUGAAUUCUGUGGUCAUUAAAAUUGCAAGUUUAAUACAAAGCGAACUUCUUAAUACACACUUAAACAUUUAUUACAUGGGAAACAUCCAACAAACAAUAACAAAAACAUUUAAUUGUAUCGUCCAGUCGAAGUUCAAUGAUAUCAACUCAUUCAAAUUACCUGCGAUAAUGAUCAGAUAAAAGUAACACCAAAAAUCAAAAUCGAGAGUGCUACGCAAACGACGCGAUAAUCAAAACAUCAUGGACAUCCAAAGGGACGAACACAAUCAAAAUUUGAAUCAAAUCCUCCUGGAAGAAACCUUCUACGUUCUAACGAAGAAAAACUGCAUAUUCAAAGUCCGCCUGACCAGGCGCGGCUUGCAUUUGAUCAAAGAAACCGACCAAAACCUCAAGGAACAAGUGAUCCCGAUCAGGGACAUAGUAGGCUGCAGAUGUCUGCGGAGCAAGAAACAAUCCAAACGGUGCGUCUGCCAAUCGAUCAGCCGAUCGAACAGCUUAGAAGUCGUCGAAGACACCUCGGGAGACCUCGAUCUAAACGAUACCAGUGCCUAUUUGUACAUUUACGCCUAUUUAUUCCAAGAGAACAAGAAGAGAGAACGGACCAUCGUUACACUUCGAUUCAGAUCGUUCGAUAAAUUCGAAGACAACAACCGAGAAGCACAGAGAUGGCGUACGAUAAUCAAGAAACUGAUCAAAGGCGAAUCGGUCUCGACCGGCAACAUAGCGGAGUUCGCGACGAGCCACCGCCACAAAGAAACGCGCAAAUUGCUGGUGCUGUGCAACCCGAAGAGCGGCGCCGGCAGGGCCAAGGACAUAUUCAGGGACAAAGUCAUACCGGUGCUCGAAGAGGCCGAGAUCCCGUUCGAUUUGCACCUGACCAAGCACGCCAACUACGCCAGGGAGUUCGUCAGGACCAGCAAUUUGUUCCAAUGGACCGGGAUCAUUACGGUGGGAGGCGAUGGGAUAUUGUACGAGGUGCUCAACGGGUUGUUCGAACGCAGCGAUUGGUCCGAGGUGGUGAGAACCCUGCCGCUGGGCAUCGUACCGGGCGGUUCCGGUAACGGUCUGGCGCGCAGCAUAGCUCACUACUACGGGGAACCUUAUCUACCGUCUCCGACGUUACCGGCCGCCCUUUGCAUCGUGAGGAACCACUGCGCUCCGAUGGAUCUGGUUCGCAUCGAGACCACCUCGCAGAUCAUCUUCUCGUUUCUCUCGGUCGGCUGGGGAUUGUUGUCCGAUAUCGAUAUCGAAAGCGAGAAAUUGCGGAUAUUAGGAGGACAAAGAUUUACUCUAUGGUCUAUAGCUCGUUUGAUAGGCCUGCGAAGUUACGGCGGGAAACUGUGGUACCUACCAGCCGACCAGCCGGCUAGAGAUCCAAAGGAAAACGUGACUUAUUCCUGCAACAUCGGCAGCAACACCGAUCUAGCCAUCGACAGUAAUUUAGAAGCAAAAGGUAGGCCGCGAGUGGACUCCUGGUACAGCGCCAACUCCAAGCGAAGCGCCUACUUCUCGGCGACGGCCAGUUCCUACCAAUCGGCCGCCGAAGAAGCCGCCGACAGCCGCGAGACGAACGGCGGCGACGGCGCGGAGAAGCCGCGCACCUACGGCCCCGCCAGCCAGAUACCCGCCCUCACCGCCUCCCUAUCCGACUCGGACGAGUGGCGGUGCCUGGCGGGGCGGUUCGUGCUCGUGCACGCCGGCUACCAGAGCCACCUCGGCGGCGACUUCCUGUUCGCGCCCGACGCCACGCUCAACGACGGCCGGAUAUGGCUGCUGGUGGUGCGGGCGGGCGCCAGCCGGGCGCAGCUGUUGCAGUUCCUGCUGGGGCUGAGCAGCGGCGCGCACGCCACCACCAAGACGUUCGAGGGGCUGGUGCAGCUGAUGCCGGUGAGGGCGUUCCGGAUCGAGCCGGACGCGGGCGAGGAUGGGUGCAUGACGGUCGACGGGGAGUUGGUGGAUUACGGGCCCAUACAGGGUGAGGUGUUCCCGUCGCUUUGUAGGGUGAUGGUUCCUUGAUCCGAAUGUGUUGAUAGUCGAUUUAGCGGUAGAGUUAAGAGGAAAUCCAAGGUUGUGAUCUUAUCGUCGUUUGAGCCGUUGCUUGUUAGAUUUGAUAGUUUGUUUUGAGUGUGAGGGAGUGUGACGAGAGGGUUAGACAUCGAUCAGAUGAUUUACUUAAUUUAUAUGUAUAUGCCCGGUUUUACUAACGAAAAAUAGCACUUUAUUCGAUGAAUAAAUUUAACUGUCCAAUAAGAAUACACAAUUUUGUUCUAGCAACAACAAAUUCGACGAUUAAAUUGACGUUUAAAUUAACCAACAUAAUUUGGACAGUUAAAGUUUUAUUUGAUGUUUUGUAACCUCAAAUAAUAUUAAUUUGUAAUAUCUUUGCAAGUGUUUUUCCGAUUGUGAAUUUUUGUUUUAAUUUAUUGGUUGUAUUAUUAGUAUUUUUGAAAAUAAUGGACAACAAGUAUUACAUAUUAUGUACUUUUUAAGUUAUUUUUAAAAUAAUUUAUUAGAUUUUUAGCAUCAUCUUCAUCGUCAUGUUUAACAUCAUCUGAUGAAGAUUUUCAUUAUUACCUCGAAUUGUUUUAUAGAAAAAAUUAUAGUUAUUAAAUUUUCCUUUCCUCUUCCAAGUAAUUUUUGCUUCUUUCCCUUUUUCGAUCCAUUUCAAAAUCACUCUCAAACUACAAAUGUAAUAAAAUAAUAAUAUUCAGUUCGAAGUCGAAGUUCCAAAUCUUCUUUUUUAGAAAAGAUUUGAAUUCGAAAGGUUGGUUUACCAGAAAUAUUUGCUUAAACUGUUAAAUAGCUAACUGAAGAUUAAAAGUGUAGGUGAAACGUCAAAAUAUUUAACUGGAGUUUUAAAGUUAUUCAUCGAAAAACUAUUUACAGAUUUAUUUGUCGUUGGUGAAACCGGGCCUUUUAUAUUAUUAGAUAGCUUUGCUAGGAAUACGGGUGAAAAUUUGUUGAUUUUAGGAGGGUUUUAAAAAAACAUUUAUUCGAUUUUACUGAGAUAUUUAGCUGGUAGGAUUUUUAGUAAGAAAACGGGCUUCUAUUCGAUGAGGUACAAGUUCCAAGUUAGGUCAAAUGCUCAAUAUUUAGAUGUAAGUGAAAGAAAAGCUUUAGCUCAAAUAAUUUUAGAGACUUUUGUUCCACUAAAGUGUUAACGAAAUUGUCCAUUUAGGUUUUAGUAUAAUAAUUCUAAUAAGUCUAUAAUAGAACUAUUUUUUUAUGUUUAUCCAUACGUUCGGGUUUAUUUAUUAGUUCCUUUUUACAUUAAAAAUAUAUUUAGCUAGGUAAUUGAAAUUUACGGCAUUUAUUUUAAAUGAAUGUAGGGAAUUUAUGAAAUGAAAUGUCUGUGAUUAGAAACAAGAAACCUAUUUACUUUUUUCUAUAGUUUAAUUAUUACCGAAGGCAACGUUAAAUUGAACAAACUGUUGAUGCAACUUUGUUUUAUUGUUGUUGUGUGUAUAAAAAAAUUUUAAAAGCUAAAUAAAUUAUUGUUUUAAUAA